AUGAAUGGUCCUCACGGUGCAAAUGGAAAACAGCGUGGUGGCAUUAUGAGGGAUAUACCUCCAAUAGCUAUUGCAUUCGAAGAUUAUAUUACAUGCAAUCCAGCAGAUCCAGAAUACGCACGUAUUGGCAGUCUCUUGGAAAAUCAAUCAACAUCACAAUUUCCUGACAUAUCUCUACAUGCGGUUCGUGGAUUGAUUAGCCAGGCUGAUGUGAGCUAUGUCCGAUUUAAAAACCCAUCGGUAACAUUCCAACAACCUUCUUUCGACUAUGCGAUCAACCCUCAAUAUAAACGUCCGCUCCAACAAACUAUGGAAUUUAUCUCUCAAGGCAGUAUGAUCUCACAAUAUGACUAUAAUCAUAAACAUGAUAUUUUUGGCAUAGAUCCACCAUAUAAUAGUGUCAUGAAUAGUUCUGUACCUCAACGUAUUGAUUAUAAUCAAAGUUCUUACAAAGGAUCAAGUAUUUCACCCACUCAAAGGAUAUCCAAUGAUCAGAUUGAACAACAGAAUACGUAUAGUAAUCAAGACAUUUAUAGUAACUCAGUAAUAAGUAAUACGUUAGAAAGCCAAGGGAUUAAAUCAUCAUCAUUGGUUUUCUUGGAAACUCCUGCACAUUCAAAUCGAGAUUAUCAUUCUAAUGUUUAUUCAGAGAAAAGUGCAAUUCCACAAACUUAUCAACAGAACGAACGUCACAACUCUCCACACGUUGUUAUAGAAAGUACACUUAUUUCAAAACCUUACAUUCAGUCAAAUUAUACUGUUUCGAAAGUAUCAUCUGAAUCAGAUUCACAAGAAAUAAAUUCAACCCAAUUAACUCCACAAGUCGUUAUUGAUCAAGAAGGUCCUUGUGUAAAAGAUAUCAUUGAUAAUCAAUACGAAGACUCGAAUAUUAUCCCAACUACAAAACGACAGAAUACUCGUGCACCAUCCCCUAAAGUAGUUAUUGAAGUCACACCAAGGAAUAAAUUAGAAGAGUAUCGUUCUCCUCCAAGUUCAGAUUUUGAUUCAAUCCUUAGCUUGCAGCAAUCUCAGAAAAAGGCAAAUCAGGAAUAUAAAAAACAUAGGGAUAGGGAUAGGGAUGAAGAACGAAGUGGAGAGAGCGCAUUGAUCCAUUUGAUUAAUUAUAUGAGUACGAUAUUUGAAGCUGAGGAUUCCGUCGACAUGGAACAAUCCUCUAAUAAUACUUUUGCAUCGAAUUCAACAUCUCUGCUAAUUCCAUCAAGCAUGGGUUCGAGUGAGCCUUUGCUUACCACAAGCGCAAUUCAACAACUUACGAAGUUUGUUAACAAAGUGAGCCGUUAUAAACGUAUGGAAGAUGCUGAAGUGGACGAUUUAGCACGUCUUUUGAAAAUAUUAGAUCGUUCUGUACGUGAGGUCGAAAAUUUGGAUGUAUUACCUAAAUCAACAUCUCAAGUCAAAAUAGUCGCGACAAAUUCGAAAACUAAAUUUAAUCAGAAAAAUUCAGAUAAUGGCAUAAAUGAAGAUGAUACUCAUGAAGAUGAGGAAGAUUCAAAAAUGAGACAAAUUGAGGAAAAACUUGAAAAAAUAACUAACGGAAUUGACGCCGCUAUAGCCGCAUUUUCAAUCAUGACAGGCGGUAAAUUAAGUAAACAGCUAUAUCCUGAAGAUUUAAUCACUUCAAGUUUAAAUCUUGUUAAAAAUCAACUUGGAGGAAUCAUUUAUCGCUUUUUGGAAUUAAGUACCUCUAAUGAGGAAUCAAGUCGGAUGCUUCCGAUUAUAACUACUUAUUUGAAAAAGUUAUAUGACUUGAUGCAGCAAGAAGAACUUUCUGAUAGUAUUGUCAUAACUGUUAGUUUUAUUGCUAUUGGACCAUUUUUUGUUGAUUCAUCAGGUGGAGGCGGAAAUAAUUUAUUUGGAAUCAAUGUUGAAUCCAUGAAAUUGGUUGCACUUGGGUUAUUGCGAUUGGUUUUCACAAAAAAUCAAAAACAACGUACUUGGAUUUUAGAGGAAAUUCUAACUUCCCUGAUUAAAUUACCUACCGCAAAACGUAAUUUGCGACAAUAUAGGUUACCUGAUGGUAAAUCAAUUCAAAUGGUUUCAGCACUUAUUUUACAACUCAUUCAAAGUUGUACUGCUGGUACAAAUCAGUAUGAUUCUAAGGAAAUUGAUGGCCAGCGUAACGAUGAAAUUCUUAGGAUGAAGAUCAAUGACGAUGUUAAUAAUCUUAAAAAGUGUGGCAGUGUGUGGAAAACAGGAAUUGAUGCAGCUAGCGUGAAUGCCGGCUAUGUCUUCAAAUUCUUGCUGGCAAGAUGUACAAAAUCUAUUAAAAACUCAAAUGAGUCUGAAUAUCGUGUGCUGUUGGAUAACUUUAUGGAAGAUGUAAUUACAGUUCUAAACUUUCCAGAGUGGCCUGCCGCGGAAAUGAUAGUUCACAUUUUUAGUAAAAUUAUGGUCGGUUAUAUUAAUGAUAAGAAAGCAGAUACAUACACAAAGUCCAUGGCUAUUGAUUAUUUAGGAACAAUUGCUGGACGAAUAAAAAAAUAUGCCAACAAUGCUCUAAUCAAUGGUGAAAGCACAUUGGAGGAUAAUUGGGAAAGUAAAGAAGUUCGUCAUUGUAUAGAUAUGGCCAAAGAUAUUCCUGGGGGAGAGAUUACUAGUUUGACGAGUUUACAGGCAAUUAAAUAUCUUUGGGAAUGUCAAAAGACUGUUUUGACAUUUCUAAAAUUUGUUGCACUGCAAGAUCCCGGGGUACAGUGCGCUCGGCAGUUUUAUUUGGCAGAAUGGGGAUAUUCUUUUGUUAGUUCACUACUUUCUAUUACUGAAAAUUUGUCAAAUGAAGACAGCGAAGAUAAUGAUUUAAUCCGUCCAAUGAAAAAAUUGUUGGAUAAAAUCAUUGCCGAAUAUUGGCAAAUUUUUUUGGAUGAUAACAUCAAUCAAAGUUUAGAACAAAGGCAAGUCGUUUUGUCAUUUGAUACUGAACGCUCUGAUAUCAGUCUGAUAACUGAACUUCUUGCAACAAGGCAAGCUCUUUAUCAGAACUUUGACUCGAUUCUCUCAAGAAUUUUGGUUUCACUUGAUACAGGAGUCGUUGCCUUCCGAACUAAAGCUCUGAGAGCUUUAGGACAAGUAGUUGUUAAUGAUCCGAACAUUUUGAGCCAAGUUAAUGUUCGGCAAACAAUUGCACAAAGACUUUCUGAUAAUUCACCAGCUGUUCGCGAUGCAGCUAUUGAUCUUGUUGGUCGAUAUCUCUCGCAGAAACCCGAAAUUACUGAACAGUAUUAUAAAGUUAUUAGUGAACGAAUUUUGGAUACUGGUCUCAAUGUCCGAAAACGCGUUAUCAAAUUACUUCGUGACAUAUAUCUUAAAAGCACGGACCAAAAGAUGAUGAUCGACAUUGGCUGUAAAAUUCUUAUGCGUAUAAAUGACGACGAUAAUCAUGUUAAGGACUUGGCUUUAAAAACCAUUCAAGAAUUAUGGUUUGUACCUUUCAAACAUCAAAGAAAUGUUAACGUUGACAUGAAUGAUCUUGAUGAUGAUAAUGAAGGACCAAGUGAAUUUACCAACAUGUAUGCUGUUGGCAAGAAAGAAGUUUUAAGUAGAAGUUUGUUAAUUGUUGGAGUUGCGGGACGUCUUGGUGAAAGGAAUGGUUGUGUUUUAGGAGGGCUAUUUAAAAAGAUCAUAGAAAAGGUUGGCAAGCAGAAACGAGAAGUCCUAAAUAUAUGCCAGUGUAUGGUGGAUUGUCUCUUUGAACAUUUAUUGACAUUACAAGAUUCUAAUUCAAAAACUGAGGUUGUGAGUUGUAUAAGUACCAUAUGUCUCUUAAGUAAUGCUUCUCCUUCACUUGUUCGAAGGCAUGUCGCCACUUUGCAACCAUACUUAAAAAGUGCUAGUUCGACCGAUGAACAAACAAUCUUGUAUUAUGUAUUAAUCAUCUAUCGGAGUGUUCUUCCACUUUUAAAGCGGCCAAAUCCAAGCUUUUUAACUGAGGUAGAACAAGCACUUCUUGGUCUGCUUACAAAAAGUCCACAAAAGAUUCUUCAAGAGGUCGUGCCUUGCCUUUGUGUCAUUGUUGAUAAAUUAACACAUAAUUAUGCUCGUUUAACGAAGUUACUAAGAUCUUGUAUAGAAAAACUUAAGAUUGAAAAAAAAAAUUUGGAUACCGGAAGAGAUAUAUCUUCAGCUCGAAAUGUUAUGGUUCUUCUUUUAAUUAUCGGUUUAUUGUGUAAAAACUUUGAUUUUGACAAAAAAAGAUCUGAACAUCCAGACGAAAUGAAGGAAUUAAACCUCAUUGACAAGGGACCUAUAAUAGCCAUUGUUUUCCAAUUAGCUUUAUAUUUUUGUGGAAAAAGCUUGUCAGAAACUGUACAGAAAAUGGCAUUACAAAGUUUAGGUUUUAUAUAUUUGUCUUAUCCAAUAAUCAUGCUCAGACCGGAAAGCACCAGUCUAAUGGAUCGUAUUCUAAGUACUGGAGUCAUGGAUAUGAAAAUACAAUUGAUGAAGGUAUUCGCCGAUUUUUUGGUAGCAGAGCAACAAAAGAUUAACACGGAUUUGGAAGAUAAAAAACAAAAAAAAAAUGUUCCUGUCGAUUUAAAGGUUUUGAUUGGGAAUGCGGAUGAGUUUGCGGAGGCUGGGGUGAGCAGCUCUUUAAUGCAACGAUAUCUCGACCAGAUCCUUGAAUGUACUUUUGAUCAAACACAGGGUUUGAAAACAAUUGCUUUAGAUGUUUUGGGCAAUAUUAUUCAGCAGGGAUUAGCUCAUCCCGUAUUGUGCAUGCCAACAAUUGUUGCCAUAGAAACUAGCCCAGAACAAACUAUUCGUGACAAGGCGUUUAAAUUGCAUCAGCUUUUAAAUGAAAAACACGCUUCACUGAUUCAUUCACGAAAUGUAGAUUGUGUCAAAAAGGCAUACGCUUUUCAAAAACAAUUGGUUGGUGAUAAUCUUAUUGUUGGAUAUGCCGUUCGAAACGAUGAGGGAUAUCCAGAGGCUUUGCUUAAUCCGAUGUAUUCAUUAUUAAAAGAAAAACGACAACGUCGAAAUGAUUUCUUAAUUUCAAUUGUCAGGACGUUUGAUUUUGACCUAAUACAAUACGAUGAUUCGAUGGUUGAUGUUGGUUUUUGUAAAUUCAUCGCAGAAAAUCUCGCUACUAUUGAUUAUAAAUCCUUGGAAGAAGUCCUUCAUGUUAUAUAUUGCAUCAAUCGGGUUUUAUCAGUUGUUGCUAUAAGUAUUCUGCAUUCCAUUCAACAUAAUGCAAAAGCUCUUAAUAUCAACGUGAAUGUAUUUGAUCAAAAUAAGUUUUCCCAAGAACUAAUCCUUGACAAUGUGCAAAUAAUUAUCGGAGACAAUCCCCCGCUUGAUUCGAGUCAACAUAAUGUUCCCAUGCUUAAUGCCGAGGUUAAGGAAAUUAAUGGGAGAGAUGAAACCUUAAAGAAUAACACUAAUUUAAAUUCAGCGCCAAUUGAUAUUAAACAAAAUUCCGAACUUUUAGAGAGUGUAGAAAAAAUGGCAAUACAAGAUGGUCUAGAACGAGAACCGAUAAACAAAGAUAAAGAUAAAGAAACUAUCUUACCAUUACCUUAUGCCGCCAAGGUUUCCAUUUGCAUGGUUAUCCUUAUGUACUUGAAAGAACAUUUGAAAAAGGCAUAUGCACUUAGCGAAGCUAAAUGUCAGAACUUCAACCCAGCCCAAAGUGGAUCUAAUAAAGAUAAGCCGGCAUUACGUCAACAACAUGCUUCACCAGUGAUUACAUGGGAAGGUCUUCCAUUCGUAGAUAAACCUUUGAUAACUGAUGAAGAUAUACAUCAACAAUGCGAAUUGUUCAGAAAACUUAUGUCUGAGGAUGGCACGCAAGAAGAAGAAUUUGCCGAUACGGAGAUGGAAGCAGACUCAAUUAACAAACAAUCGAAUGGUUACGUUAACGUGGAUUUCGACGAUACAACCAUGUCUUUAUUUGAUGAAACAACGCCAACAAUAACAAAAUCGUCGGGAAGCACCCCUACAAGGAAAGGAAUCGUACGUAAAUUAGGUUCAAAGUCAAAAAAUACGUCACCAAGGACGCCAGGAAGUGGUAAAAAAAGAAGUGCACCAAAUGAUGCUAUAUCUAAAAAGUCUAAAAAGAAACGAAAAUCAGUUAUAGAUAAUGUGACCGAUGAUGAAGAGGAUAGUGAUUUUCAAUUGUAG
Molecule: messenger RNA, 6138 nt
Organism: Funneliformis geosporum
Lineage: Eukaryota; Fungi; Glomeromycota; Glomeromycetes; Glomerales; Glomeraceae
Source: the annotation of a GenBank genome assembly